ACACCAUGGCUGCUGAGCUGCGCGGGAAAGACGAGACGCUGGCCCUGAGACGACAGCUGCUCAGCGCCUCUUGCAGGCUCUUUUUCCCCGAAGACCCCAUUAAGAUGGUCCGUGGCCAAGGGCAAUACAUGUAUGAUGACCAAGGCACCGAGUACCUGGACUGUAUCAACAAUGUCGCACAUGUGGGGCACUGCCACCCUCUGGUGGUUCAAGCAGCACACGAGCAGAACCAGGCUCUGAACACCAACAGCCGCUUUUUGCACGACAGCAUCGUGGAUUAUGCGCAGCGCCUGGAUAACACGCUGCCUGAACAGCUGUGUGUCUUCUACUUUCUCAACUCUGGGUCUGAAGCCAAUGACCUGGCCCUGCGUCUGGCCCGCUGCUACACUGGACAUUGGGAUGUGGUGGUGCUGGACCACGCCUAUCACGGGCACCUGAGCUCCCUGAUUGACAUCAGCCCCUAUAAAUUCCGGGAUCUGGAUGGCCAGAAGGACUGGGUCCACGUGGCACCUCUCCCCGAUACCUACCGGGGCCUUUUCCGGGAGGACCAUCCCAACCCGGCUGUGGCCUAUGCCAGUGAAGUGCAGCGAGUGAUUCAUAGCGCACAGGAGCGGGGUAGGAAGAUCGCUGCCUUCUUCGUGGAGUCACUGCCCAGUGUGGCCGGCCAGAUCGUGCCCCCUGCCGGCUACUUCCAGGAAGUGGCAAAGCAUGUCCGCGCAGCCGGAGGCCUUUUCAUUGCUGACGAGAUCCAGGUGGGCUUCGGGCGCGUGGGACGGAGCUUCUGGGCCUUCCAGCUGCAGGGAGCCGAUUUCACGCCAGACAUCGUCACCAUGGGCAAGUCCAUCGGCAACGGCCACCCAGUGGCCUGUGUGGCCACCACCCAGGCUGUGGCCAGGGCAUUCGAGGCCACCGGUGUCGAGUACUUUAACACGUUUGGUGGCAACCCCGUGUCCUGUGCUGUGGGACUGGCUGUGCUGACUGUGCUGGAGAAGGAGCAGCUGCAGGCUCACGCAACCUGUGUGGGCAGCUUCCUCAUGGAGCUUCUGGCCCAGCAGAAAGCCAAGCACCCCAUCAUUGGAAAUGUCAGAGGAGUGGGUCUCUUCAUCGGGGUCGAUCUGAUAAAAGAUGAGGCUACCCGGGCCCCUGCCACUGAGGAGACUGCCUAUCUACUGUCCAGGAUGAGAGGCCACCACAUCCUGCUGAGCAGUGAUGGACCAGGAAGGAAUGUGCUAAAGUUCAAGCCACCCAUGUGCUUCAGUAUGGACAAUGCCCGACAUGUGGUAACCACGCUGGAUGCCAUCCUGACAGAUAUGGAGGCCAAAGUGAGAAGCUGCAAGACCCUGUGCUGUCUGCCAUUUUCCAGCCCCACCAGAUAAGAUUCCAACCCCAGCUGCUGGUGGCCUCCAGGACCUCAUCCCUCUGGCUGCCACACUCUACCAAUGGCACACCUUCAAUGCCACCCCAGAUCCAGACACCAGAAAUCUUGCUUCACGACUUGAGCAGAGGUGACCCCACCACUAACAGGACCAGGACCCUGGCAGCAGCUCAGCCCACCCCUUAG
Messenger RNA from Suncus etruscus (white-toothed pygmy shrew), 1561 nucleotides. It is a transcript of the gene PHYKPL, whose product is annotated as 5-phosphohydroxy-L-lysine phospho-lyase. The record is from RefSeq and is a predicted model, not a curated record. Gene Ontology annotation, cellular component: mitochondrion. NCBI's taxonomy places the organism in Eukaryota, Metazoa, Chordata, Mammalia, Eulipotyphla, Soricidae. The coding region runs from base 6 to 1376 and encodes 456 amino acids. The transcript is spliced from 13 exons. Gene Ontology annotation, molecular function: pyridoxal phosphate binding; transaminase activity.